Saccharomyces eubayanus is the source of this 231-nucleotide messenger RNA. It is a transcript of the gene MIN9, whose product is annotated as Min9p. Lineage: Eukaryota; Fungi; Ascomycota; Saccharomycetes; Saccharomycetales; Saccharomycetaceae. The record is from RefSeq and is a predicted model, not a curated record. The transcript has a single exon. Bases 1 to 231 code for a protein of 76 amino acids.
AUGAUUCCGCGUUACAGGUUCAUAGUGAGGCUUUAUUCUUCAAGAAAACCAACCUUCCAUAAAGCAAACGCAAACGCAAACGCAAACGCAAACACAGUACGCACUACCAGCAGUCCAAGCAAGAGUAGAAAUAGAGGCAAAUCGUUGAUACUCGUAGGAACUCUAGCAUUCAUAACUUCUGUGAUCUCGAUAAACUACCAAAAGACCAAACCAAUUGAAUUUCUCGAAUAA